AUGUACUAUCCCAUCCUCACCCCCACGGACGUCGACGCCGUCGUGCGCGCGCAGGCCCUGCUGGACUUCGCCCGCCUGGAGCUCGACCUGGCGAUCGCGGGCGCCCAUGCCGCCCGUGCCCAUCUGCAAUCCUCGCGCGAGCGCCAUCGCAUCGCGGAGGCCGCCUACCUGAGGCGCCUGCGCGACCCGGAGGUGGCCUCCAGGGGGUGGUCGUUCAUGGAUGCCAAGGGGAGGGAGAGCGCGAUGUACUCGCUGGCGGAACUGGUGCCGCUGGCGCGGGAGGUGCCCACGCUGCGAGUGAACUGCGGGAUGCAGGAGCUGUCGCUGCGGCUGGCGGACGCGCUGAACUCUCAGAGGGCGUUUUUGAAGGCGAUGAGGCAGGCCGCGUCGGCGGGGGCGGCCCUGGCGGAGGCGGAGGAGGCGUUGGGGCCGGCGGAGGCCAAGGUGGCCCCGGCAGAGGCCCGCCACGCCGCCGCCAAGGCCGCCCUGGACUACACCAGGCAGUCCUACCGCCGGUGGAGCCUGGGUGGUCAGCUGUACACCCCCGCUGAGCUCAAAGACGGCUUGGACGCCGAGCCGGCUAUCGGCGACGCGUCCGUGUUCGAUCCUGAAGCCUGCCCCUCCCGACGCCUGCCCGCCAGAGACGCCGUGGCCGCCUGGGAGGCGUCAUGCCGCCUAGCCAAGGCCGCAGCCGUUGCCUGUAUGGAUCUGGGGGGCGCCAGGAGCAUCCCUUCCUUCGGCAUCGACAGCGAGUGCUGGCUGCUGGACGCCCAGGGGGCCCCGUCGGCCCCAUGCUGCCUCCGCGACCUGCGAUCAUGGGUUGAGACCGCUGACCUGGGGCCCUACGCCACAGUGCGGCAUUUUAACCGGCCAGAUCUGCCGCUCCCCGCGGCUCACGCCUGCUUUUUCAAGGAGCUGGACGCGGUGGUGUGGGGCGUGGAGGGCGGGGAGAGGGCGAUGGGAGGGGGCGAAGGGGAGGCGUCGGAACGGAACGAUGAACAAACGACGACAACAGACGGCGGCUGUGAGGCGCUCUGCCGGAGAGGAGAGCCCGCUUGCGCGGACAACGGGCACCAGAACGACAGCCCAAGCGAACGGACCGGGCUGGGGAAGACGCCUGAGGGAUGUAUUCACAGGGGCGAGCGCAGGGAGGCGGUGGGCAAAGAUGUCGAGGGGCGUCAGGGGGAGGAGGGCGGGGGUGGGACUCCUCGCGGGGACAAAGGGGAGCGAGGCGCGGAGGGGAGCGGGAUGGCGUCCUUCGACGUGAUCAAGCACUUCAUCACGUCGCUGCCGAUGCCGAAGAGGCGUGCCGGCGCGACGCCGUUCCCGGUAAAGAGGCCAGCACCGCCCCCCCUUGUCUGCGCGCCGAGGGCGAGGGCGAGGGUGGACGCGGAGGACGGCGGGGGGGACUCUCAGGGCGGGGAUCUCCGGGAGGAUAUUUCGGACGAGCGGGAGGGGGAGGAGGACAAGGAGGAGGAGGAGAAGGGGGAGGGGGAGGAGGGCAACGAGGAGGAGAAGGGGGAGGAGGACGAGGAGGAGGACGAGGAGGAGGAGGAGCGGGGGCAGAAGGAGAAGGAGGAGCAGGGGCAGGAGGAGAAGGAGGAGCAGGGGCAGGAGGAGAAGGAGGUGUUCUGCGAGGGCUCCUGA
This is a messenger RNA of Ostreobium quekettii, 1647 nucleotides long. The record is from the annotation of a GenBank genome assembly. Lineage: Eukaryota; Viridiplantae; Chlorophyta; Ulvophyceae; Bryopsidales; Ostreobiaceae.